AUGACUGGCGUAUCCACUAAAGGGAUCCAUGGGGCGGACCACUUGGCUCGAGUUCCUGAUGUCGUGCCUCCAAUCAAUAUCAGUGCAACCUUCCGAUAUGAUGACGACCCUGACACUUGGGUUAAAGCUGAAGACGGCGGGAAACCAUUGCUCGACAACUAUCUAUAUUCCAGAGUCUCUCAUCCUAAUUCUGAACAAGUGGAAGCCAUUGUUGAACAAAUUACGGGGUACCCAGCCGUGGUCUACUCGGGAGGCAUGCCUGCUUACAAUGCAGCAUUAACAUACUACGACCCCAAAACGAUCGCCAUUGGCCAUGCCUACCACGGGUGUAGGGGCCUUGCCAAUCUCUGGACGCAAAAGUUUGGUACCAAACAAAUUAGUAUUGAUGACGAAUUUGGGGGAAAUAUUGGUCAAGGAGACUUGGUCCAUUUGGAGUCACCAGUAAACCCUUGGGGCACCGCAAUCGACAUUCAGGCCUACGCUGAUCGAGCCCACAAAGUCGGUGCUAUCGUGCUUGUUGAUGCCACUUUCGCCCCGCCUCCCAUUCAAGACCCGUUCCAACAUGGCGCCGAUAUUGUAUUACAUUCAGCCACAAAGUAUUUUGGGGGCCACUCUGAUUUACUUGCUGGUUUACUCUUAGUCAAAGACGCUGAGACGAAGAAUAAAUUGGUUAAGGAAAGAGUGUUGUUGGGUACCAAUAUUGGUAGUUUGGAGGCGGCGUUUUUACUCAGAUCGUUGCGUACAUUUGACUUGAGAGUGGAGAGACAAUGGCGUCUGGCCACCGCCAUUGCUCAGCAUCUUAACGAUAACAUUGACAAGUUAUCCAAAUUGACCAAAGUUUACCAUAGUUCGUUGCAAACAGAGCCAUUUGUGGCUAAGCAAUUGGUGAAUGGUCACAGCCCCGUAUUAUCGAUCGAAGUGACCGAUGAAGCCACCGCUAAACUGAUCCCUGGCAAAUUAAAAUAUUUCAUCCAUGCCGUCUCGUUAGGAGGAGUGGAGUCCUCAGUUCACUGGCGAGUAUUAUCUGAUAAAGCUAUUGCUCCUAAUGUCAUCAGAAUCUCGGUCGGAGUAGAAAACGUCGACGAUCUCAUUGCCGACUUAGACCAGGCAUUGACCUAG
Messenger RNA from Diutina rugosa, 1119 nucleotides. RefSeq lists its product as uncharacterized. Gene Ontology annotation, biological process: transsulfuration. The coding region runs from base 1 to 1119 and encodes 372 amino acids. NCBI's taxonomy places the organism in Eukaryota, Fungi, Ascomycota, Pichiomycetes, Serinales, Debaryomycetaceae. The transcript has a single exon. The record is from RefSeq and is a predicted model, not a curated record. Gene Ontology annotation, molecular function: pyridoxal phosphate binding; carbon-sulfur lyase activity. Gene Ontology annotation, cellular component: cytoplasm.